Fraxinus pennsylvanica is the source of this 4599-nucleotide messenger RNA. NCBI's taxonomy places the organism in Eukaryota, Viridiplantae, Streptophyta, Magnoliopsida, Lamiales, Oleaceae. The record is from the annotation of a GenBank genome assembly.
AUGGCUUCAAGUAUGUUGGCUGGAGAGCGGAGGUGGGCUUCUGCAAGAAGGGGUGGAAUGACUGUUUUGGGGAAAGUUCCUGCACCAAAGCCCUUGAAUUUACCCAGCCAAAGGUUAGAAAAUCAUGGUUUGGGUCCCAACGUGGAAAUUGUUCCCAAGGGUACGCUUAGCUGGGGAAACCGCUCAUCUUCUGCUUCAAAUGCAUGGAGUUCUUCUAUGCAGUCUCCAAAUGCUGAUGGUGGCACUAGUUCGCCUAGCCAUCUCAGUGCCCGCCCUUCAUCUAGUGGAAGUUGUACUCGACCAUCAACUGCUGAACCUGUGUCCGAAAGCUCGGUAGCAUGGGGUCCAAGUAGUGCUGCGGGAAGAUUGGGUGCGAAAUCUUCCAAGGAAGAUGGGUUCUCUCUGAGUUCUGGGGAUUUUCCUACACUUGGUUCUGACAGAGACAAUUCUGUGAAGGAUAUUGAAUUGCAAGAUCAUGUCUCUCAUGACCAUCCUAGCUCUGCUUCUGGCAGAAUAUCUCAGACAGAUGGGAAGAUUACGGCUCCUCAGGAUGUUACCAAGAGUGGAACUAAUAAUACAUGGAAGAGAGAUGGUACCCGAUCUACAGAGGAUGGUAUUCAUCCUAGCAUGGAGAAGUGGCAAGGGGAGCCCCAACAAUAUUACCACUCCAAUGUUCCCCCUCAGCAUUUUGAUUCAUGGCGUGGUCCUCCUAUAAAUGCUCCAGCUGGCGUUUGGUAUAGGGGACCUCCUGGGGGACCGCCAUUUGGAGCCCCUGUUGCUCCUGGUGGCUUUCCAAUGGAGCCAUUCCCUUAUCAUCGUCCUCAAGUUGUACCUGUGCCUUUAGCUGGUUCACAAGCAGUUCCUCCACCAGGUGCCGCUCCUAGAGGUCCCCAUCCAAAAAAUGGAGAUUUAUACAGGGCACAGAUGCCCGAUGCCUAUGCACGCCCAGCUAUGCCGUUUGGGCCUGGUUUUUACCCUGGUCCAAUGACUUUUGACAAUUAUUAUCGACCACCAAUGGGCUAUUGCAAUGGCAAUGAACGUGAAAUUCCAUACAUGGGGAUGGCUGCUGGCCACCCUGUGUUUAAUAGAUAUCCUGCCCCAAGUGCUCCCGAUCCUAGUUAUUCCCAUGGCAGAGCAGAUGGGCGUGGGUCCACGGGCAAAGCAUUGUCGGAAAAAGUGGAAGCUGAUCAUCUAGAGGGCCCUCAAGGACCCCACAACAUUCCGCUAAAGAACCAGAAAGAGUGGGAUAGGAAGGAAGAAAGAGAAAAUUGGGAACAAAAUUUACGGUCUAGUGCCUCACAUCGUGGAAAGCAUGGUCUUCCCUGGAUAUCAUCCCGGAAAACUGAGUGGGGGGCUGAUGAUGAUGUGGAGGAAGAUAUAUUUGGUGAGCAGACGACACCAUAUGAGAACGCUCCUCAUAAUUUUGAUAGUCAUUCUACGAACACUGUCAAAGUGAAGUCGUUGAAAGGAGGCAAUGUCAAAGCAGUUAAUGACAAUUGGACAAAGAAAUCAGAAAUUGUGGCAUGUUUUCCUCCUGAACAACCAAAGCAAACUCCAGCUAGUGACAGAGAUACAUCUUUACUGGCCCCAACAAAUGAUUCAGCUCAAAUGCAGAAAAUUGAAGUUUUAAAUGCAAAAGUCCGUGCAACUGAUGGAUGUCACGAGGUUCCCUCUGCUUACAACAGGGAAGAGCAAAGGAGUGGGUAUCAAGUUGUUGAAGCCAAGUUUAAUAAUUCUACUGUUGAAGCUGGCAGUACUGCUGGAUCUUUUGAAAGGACUUCGGCUUCUGGAGAUUUUGUCCCUGUCCCCCACGAAGUGGUUGUUCCAGUAGGAGAUAAGAUUUCUCAGUCAGCAGCUCUCGUGCCUAGGAGAGCAUAUCAUGGUGGGCGUAGAGUUGACCAUCGCGGUAAAGGAAAGUUCUAUGGCCAGGAUGAUGAUGGAUGGCAGCAGAAGUUUGAUGUGAUUACAGCUUCAAAUAUUGAAUCUUCAAAUGAUAUUCAUGCAUGUGGUUCUGAGGAUACUGAGAACUCAGUGAUCCAUUCUGUGAUGGAUGGAGGACAACCUCGUGCAGAGUCAUAUGAUUCAACUGAAAUCCAGGCACAGCGUGCAAAGAUGAGAGAGACAGCAAAGCAACGUGCCUUACAACUACAGAAGGAAGAGGAAGAAAGAACGAGAGAGCAGAAGGCCAAGGCUUUGGCUAAAUUGGAAGAACUGAAUCGGCGAACACAAGCAGGUGAAGCUGGAAACCAGAAAGCCGAGAGAACUCAGGGAACCCAGAAUGCUGAGACAGCUCAGGGGAUUGGUGUCUUCCAGGGAGAGCAAAAGGAAACACACGCACUUGCUGAACAAGCAAUGGUUAACCUCAAGUUCCAGGCACCUGGCCCUAAUUUGGUCUCAGCGUCUGGCGUUGUUUCUAACGACAGAGAGAGCGGUGCUAGCCAUCAUAGAGGAUCUCCUAAUAUUUCCAGAGAUUUACCCAUGGAGACACCUUGGGCAUCUCAUUUGGAACACAUUUCUCAUGGUCAGUCUUCGCCUUUGAAACAGGAUUCUUAUAAUGCGGGUACCAUAAACGCAUUCGAAUCUACUGAUGAAAGUGUCUCUGGACAUAAGCAAAUAUUAUGUAAACAAAAGCCAAAUGAUCCAUCACAGAAGAAUUCAAAUGAAAAGUCAGCGCUAAUUGUCACAGUUGAGGCUCCGAAAGAUCUCACUGAUGUAUACGUUAAUGAUGUUACCUUGACGGAGGUUGCUUCAAGUGUCAGAGCAAGUGGCGAGACAAAUGCCCUGAAUACCUCCAAUAUCAUGGCUGAACCCACCACACAUCAGAGAAGGAAAAGUUAUAGGCGUAGUAAGCAUAAGCAGAGACUAGACGAGGCUGCUGUAAUCUCUCCAAUACUGUCAGCAACACUGGAGGAGACUAAUCGUGCAAAAGAGUCCAUUGAAACUGGCAAGUCCAAGGCUGUGCUGUCAGUUUUGGAUAGCUCAGUCUCAGCAAAGAUUGAGCCUGAUGGAGGAGUGCAGGCUUCUGAGGUGCAGUCUACUUUCCAUGAUGAAGCAGUCCAUAGCAGAGUAAGCAAACAGUGGAAAUCUCAGUCCCGCAGAAUGCCACGAAGUCUACAGGCCAAUAGGAUUGUGGAAAAAUUUCAUAGCAAUGACAAUAUAAUGUGGGCUCCUGUGCGUUCACAAAGCAAAGUUGAGGGUGCAGUUGAAGCAAGUCAAAAAUCUACUCCUGAAUCUGCGACUCCAGCGAAGAUUGAUAAUCUGGUGCAGAAUAGUUCAAAAGGCAAAAGGGCUGAAAUGGAGAGAUAUGUUCCGAAGCCUGUGGCUAAGGAGCUGGCACAGCAAGGAAGUAUUCAACCAGUGCCAUUAUCAACUAGUCCUACACUAGAAGAGGCUGCUGGUAAAGCACAACCUGAGUCAGCGGGAUCUGCAAGUCCGCCACCUAAGAGCUCUGCAACUGGAAUUGUUGGGUCUGGUGUAGACUUCAAGGAGGGAGAUGGCAGGCAUAACAAGCAAGGAAAAGCACAUGGAACAUGGCAACAACAGAAUUUUACAGAACCAUCGAAUAGGAAGAGUGUGCAUCAUGGACCAUCUUCUACUUCUAACCCAAGCAAGGACAUUCAAAGAUCCACGGUCCAAAAUCAAUUUGUGAAGCGUGAAGUAAAUGCACCAAAAGCUGAAUCACAUAUUACCAGAGAGAACAACACGUUGGAUAGCAGUAACAUGUCCAAUGUUAUUGAAUCAGCUGCAGCUGGAAAAUCUCUUGCUGUGAAAGAUCAGAUAACAGGUAGGGGAAAGCGAUAUCUAUCCAAGGGCCAUAAAAGCAUGGGAAACAAUAAUGAUCCUGAACACAUGAAUAUUGUUACCAGUGAAUCUGCAGCUACUGAUGUGAACCAGACAGACAGAACUAUUUCUUCAAAAGAAAGUCACAGCUCUGGGGAGCGAAUAUCAUCUCAUUGGCAGCCCAAGCCUAACACAAAUUCAGAAAAUAAUCAGAACCGUGGCAGAGCUGCUGGAACUGGAACUAUUAAUGUGGAAACUGAUAGGGCUUCAAAAAGGGAUCAUCGUCCCCAGCGUAAGGUGCAUGUUCCACCUCAAGAUGACAAAAAAAACUGUGAAGUUGAUCGACCUCAUCCAGAUGAGUCUGUCCCUGAAAAUAAUAUGGCUGAUGAGCCAAAUGUAGGGCAUCAUCAAGAGUUGUUCAGAGAGAGGAAACCUGCUCCAGUGAAAGAUGUAAAGCAUCAUCAAGAGUUCAGAGAGAGGAAACCUGCUCCAGUGAAAGGACGUCCCUAUUCCCCAUCGCAAGUUCCUGUUGGAGUUGGUGAAACAGCUCCUGCUGCUGCCCAUACAGCUGGUCAUGAUAGCCGGCAACACAAUGUAACUGCAUUUCGUGAAAGGCAGAGGCAGAAUGUGCAUUACGAAUACCAGCCAGUUGGGCAGAAUAAGAAUAGCAAAACCGAGAAGCUUGUAGCGUCUGGAGAUGGAUCUAAUGAUGUAGCCCCAAGAUACAGAGAGAGAAAUCAGAGUCAGUCAAAGCGUGAUGGAGGAGAUUUUCACAGGCGUCAAGGUGGUCCUGCCCGGGUCGAUUCUGGUCACGACUAA